AUGAAGCACCCUCACAAGUACCUCGAUGAGACCUUCAACACCAAGGAGAACUUCGAGAACUAUGGCAUCGCCGAGUACCGCAAGGAUCCACCCUAUUACCACUUUAGUGUCUACGAGUACGACCCCGAAACCACCGUGAUUAUGAAGCAAAACGUCUUCCUACGCUUUAUGUCCUUGUGUUACAUUCAGCUCCGGGCGAUUCAGUAUCUGCAGGGCGACCACACCUUCACCAACGUUAGCCGUGACCACCUUGAGCUCCUUCGACAGCAACGGCGAGAACGUCAGUCGGCGCUCUGA
Messenger RNA from Symbiodinium necroappetens, 297 nucleotides. Lineage: Eukaryota; Dinophyceae; Suessiales; Symbiodiniaceae. The record is from the annotation of a GenBank genome assembly.